This is a messenger RNA of Penicillium taxi, 333 nucleotides long. RefSeq lists its product as uncharacterized. The transcript has a single exon. The record is from RefSeq and is a predicted model, not a curated record. NCBI's taxonomy places the organism in Eukaryota, Fungi, Ascomycota, Eurotiomycetes, Eurotiales, Aspergillaceae. Bases 1 to 333 code for a protein of 110 amino acids.
AUGUCUAAGGUGCCGUUUGUCGGGAACAAUGAAAUCCUCUUCGAGCGACCCAGGAAGCGUGAUGGGGAGGCUGUGAUCAAUAUGCCCGCUCCGCUGGCAGUCCGCAGAAAUAGAGAAGCUGACUGCCAGUCGUCUGGCCACCGAUUGGCCCCAAAGAGGAGAAAUUGUCUCCGGCCCUGGCUACCCCUGUGGGAUAAUCCUGAGGUGUCCGAAUUUUCCGAAUUUUCCGGCUUUGUUUCAUGGGUGCGACAAGGAUGUUGGUCGGAUGCUGACCGGAGCUUUGCCGUAUAUGGCGUGCAUGUUGCAUCGGACUUAACACCUUGUGAAUUGUGA